AUGCGCCCCCUCACAGAAAAGGAGACUCAGACUCUCUUCGAGAAGCUCGCCAACUACACUGGCGGCUCUCUCAAGAACCUCAUUGCGCCUCUCGACGACUCUCCCAACGCUGAUCGCUAUGUCUUCCGCCUCGUUCGCGAUCGUGUCUUUUACGUCCGUCUUUCCAUCGCCAACCUAGCUACUUCCAUAGCGCGCGAGAAGCUUCUGUCUCUGGGAACCUGUCUUGGCAAGUUCACCAAGUCGGGCAAGUUCCGUCUGCACGUCACAGCCCUCCCCAUCAUCGCCGAGCACGCCCGCUACAAGAUCUGGGUCAAGGAGAACGGUACCAUGCCAUUCCUCUACGGCAGCAACGUUGUCAAGGCCCAUGUUGGCCGCUGGUCCGAGGACUGCCCUGAGCACCAGGGAGUCGUGGUAUACAGCAUGAACGACACCCCGCUCGGAUUCGGUGUUACAGCCCGCAGCACCGCUGAGGCGCGAAGACUGGACCCUACUGGUAUCACCUGCUUCAGGCAGGCUGAUUGUGGAGAGUACCUCCGUGACGAAGACAACCUGUUUGCGACCGGUUAG
This is a messenger RNA of Fusarium coffeatum, 567 nucleotides long. RefSeq lists its product as uncharacterized. Gene Ontology annotation, molecular function: RNA binding. Bases 1 to 567 code for a protein of 188 amino acids. The record is from RefSeq and is a predicted model, not a curated record. Gene Ontology annotation, biological process: ribosomal large subunit biogenesis; ribosome assembly. The transcript is spliced from 2 exons. Gene Ontology annotation, cellular component: nucleolus; preribosome, large subunit precursor; nucleus. NCBI's taxonomy places the organism in Eukaryota, Fungi, Ascomycota, Sordariomycetes, Hypocreales, Nectriaceae.